ACCCUAGCUGGUUCCCACGCACACACCCCCCUCCAUCUCCCCAACGCCGCCACUCUCCUUCCUGUCUCCCCACUCGAGCAGGGCAGAUCACAAUUCCAUUCCACUCGAGCUCGAGCAGUGCCGCCAGCUCCUCUCGUCUCCUAGCCAAGCUUGCCAUCUCGGCGGUCGGAUCUCGAGCUUGUGCACUCAAGAAGCCCUAUCAUCUCCAGCCAAGUAGCCAUGGUCCGUCACCAGCCAGCAACCACCAUCGUCAUUCGUUCGAGAUCUAGCCGCCAUCGACAGUUUUGGCGUGGCCACCGCCGCAGCUCCGAGAUCCGACCGUCGGGAGUUCGGGCAUGGCCACCACCAUGGCUCUGAGAUCUGGCCACAUCUGCUUCAUGGGCGUUCGUGUAGGCGCUGCUCGAUGCGUCGGUAAGUUGCAGCGGAGGUCGCGGCGUGAUGGUGCAUUGCAGGUGGACAUUGACGCCGAGGUGGAGGUCGCGGUCGCGGGACAGCCCAAGAAGAGGACGUUCCGCAAGGACAGCUACCGCAGUGUGGACCUCAACGUGCUCCUCGACAUGUCCACCAAUGACCUCUCCAGCUCUUAUCCGUCCGUGCCUGCCGAAGUUCCACAGGGUCUGAAGAGGAAGCCGAUGGUUCUCAUCAAGAGUCUGCGUACGAUGGUUCCCAUUGCGUUCUAUAAGUUCAAUACUGGGAUGUUAGAAUGUGUGAUUUUUGCAGUCUAAUGUUGAGUGCAUAUAGAAGCUAAGGAAUAGAUGCUAUGGGUGUAGUUUCAGACGUGUUUUGUUCACAGGAUAGAUGGUAAGUAUAACUUAAAAUGGUUCUGUAUUUUUCAGCUUUUAUUAUCCUCCAGCAGAACCUGUUCAUACUUGCAGUAGUGAUGGUUUACUUGAGGUGUAUCAAUAAUUUUGUAGCAAACAGUGUUAGAUUAUUAGUAGGAAAUGUAAGAUUUUACUAUAAGUGCAGUGCCAUGCGUUAUAGCAACUGUAUGAUCUGAAUGUUAAUUUUAAACUUACUGUUUGAAAUAGAGUCAUUAUUUAUUGAUUUGAAGAUUGUUUUUUGUUUAAUGCAGUUGCUAUAAGUACAUACCAAUUUAUCAGAUUGAAAUUCAAAUGCAUGGUAUGGACUAUCUACAUCAUGUCAUCUAUAUCUCUAACUAUGUUUUGUCUACAUUAAUUUGUUCCCUCCUAAUUUUGUUUGAAGGUGCUUCUACUGUUGGUCUCUGCGUACAUUGUCAUGGUGACUGCUCUUCAAUUGAGAAGACGUAGUCAGUGACCAGGAUGGAUUGUGGGAUUCAAGCUUCUUGUAUGUGCGUGCAGCGUGUACAUGUUUAGCAAAUAGAGGCUUUGCUCGACUGUCUUUUUCUCUAUGGCAGUGGUUGUGUGUGUGGUGGUAUUUUAUUCUGUUUCUAGCUAGGUACCAAGAGCUUGGCAGUGGCUGCUGUGUAGUAGGAGCGCUGCAAUUAGUAAAGCUGACCAGGCUGAGAACUGAAACUACUUCCUUGUUCUGUGCACAGUUCAUGAGUUUAAUUGGGAAUAUAUUAUGUAAUUGGCUUUGUAAAUUAUUAUUUGUGAUAAUUAUUUAAAUGGGCUCGGUUCACUA
Molecule: messenger RNA, 1602 nt
Organism: Sorghum bicolor (sorghum)
Lineage: Eukaryota; Viridiplantae; Streptophyta; Magnoliopsida; Poales; Poaceae
Product: 40S ribosomal protein S15
Exons: 2
Coding region: 336-725 (129 amino acids)
Biological process (GO): translation; ribosomal small subunit assembly
Cellular component (GO): cytosolic small ribosomal subunit; ribosome
Molecular function (GO): structural constituent of ribosome
Source: RefSeq, a predicted model, not a curated record